AAUCAGAUGCUUCCCCUGCUGAUAAGGCCCCGCCCACAGCUCACCAAGGGUAUAAGAGCCACACACUGCAAGACACAGCAUGUUUCAGUUCAAUUGAUAGUGAUGGUUAGACUGGCAAAAAUGAGAAAAUCCACAUCAGUUUCGAGCUUGGAGUGUCUGAUCUACUGCAGGAACCCCGACACGACCACGGGACACAAAGAGAUGAAACAAACAAACUGGAGAUCAAGAAUGCUUUUCAAGACUUUUCCCGUGAGAGAAUCACGUCACACAUUGAGGAAAUCAUACGGGCCCACUACUGAAGAAGUGACUCGAUGGGCACAGUCUCUGGACAACCUGCUGAGCAGCAAAUGUGGAUUAACGGCUCUGCGGCAGUUCAUGAAGUCUGAGCACUGCGAGGAGUACAUCGAGUUCUGGAUGGUCUGUGAAGAGUUCAGAAAGAUCAGGUCCAAUUCCAAACUCAAAUCCAGGGCAAAAACCAUAUACGAGGAGUUCAUCAGGGAAGAUUCCUCCAAAGAGAUCAACCUGGACUUCCACACAAAGGAGUCCCUCCACCAAAGCCUUCUGAUCCCAACGCAGUCCUGUUUCACAGCCGCCCAAAACAGAGUUUACUUCCUGAUGGAGCACAACUCGUACCCUCGGUUCCUGGACUCUGAACUCUAUCGCCGGCUCUGCACAAUCGCUGCAGGGGAGCAGUAAAUGUGUUUAAACAAACGGCAGGUCCGUUUCCGCAUCUACUGUCCCAUGUAGGGAGUGUGUUAUAUGAAGAUUUCAGUGUAUUUAAUAUUUAAUAGAAGAUUUGUAAAUAGUCAGGCAUUGGUAUUGAGUUUUCACGUAAUGUUGUAUCUAUGUUCUGAAGUUUUCUUGUAGGACUUUUUUUUUAUUUUUGCAUUUCAUUUCCGAUUGCUUUCUGGAUUUUGGGUGCACUGUUAAGAAACAAAAACAAAGAAUAAGCAAAAAGUGUAUAAAUGUUUACAAACCGACAUUUGGAGGUUUUUUUAUUAAUUAACUAACUUAUUUUUUUCUAUCAGUGAAUAUUUAAUUAUUGAUGCUCGUUUUACUAUUUUAUUUUUAUUUUUUUUUACAUUGGAAAAAAAAAAACCUUUUCUAUCGAGUACUCACUGAAGGUUAAUUUCUAAAAAAAAAAAAAAAAAAACAAUCAUAAUACACAUACACUUGGAUUAAAUAUUCGUUUGUCACUCCA
This is a messenger RNA of Carassius gibelio (silver crucian carp), 1201 nucleotides long. Its product is annotated as regulator of G-protein signaling 8. The record is from RefSeq and is a predicted model, not a curated record. Lineage: Eukaryota; Metazoa; Chordata; Actinopteri; Cypriniformes; Cyprinidae. The transcript has 5 exons. The coding region runs from base 7 to 696 and encodes 229 amino acids.